AUGGAUAACACUAGCCACAACCAAUGCUCAACAUUGAAUCAUGUAACAACAACAAUAUUUGCAUCAAUGGAUAGUGGUAGUACUAGUGGUAGUACUAGUAGUAUUAAUAAUCAUAACAACAUUCAUCCUACUACUACAAAUGUUCGUACCAGCACCAACACCACAUCCGCACAUGCACUCCAACCAAAGAGUGUUGUUGCAAGCAUGCAUUCAAGCAUGAUCAACAACAUGUCAUCAUCGAGUAUUCAACAACAACACACUCCUCCUUCCAAGAGCUGCAACAACAUGUUGUCAUCCCCUAAUACAUUCCAAUCACCACAAUCCUCUUCAUGUGUUGGUGGUGGUAGUGCUGAAGAGCAGCAGAGACGACCAACUCAACAACAACACAUGCGUUCGAACAUGCAUCACAACAACAACAUGAUGAUGCAUCCACCUCACCAACAACAACAACAAGAUACAAAUGUUCCUUCAUCAUCAUCACCACCACCACUACUCUCUCAACAUUCCGAUCCAAAUGGAAAAUCCAAAACCAAAAGAAAGAUCCACCCAAAGAAAUCUGCAACGAUCAAAUUUCAAAUCGAAAAUCCAUCAGAUCCCAAUUAUAAAAGUAUCACACAAAAAUCAAAUUAUAAGGAAAUUACAUUGGAAGAGAUGAGUCAAUAUUUUCAUUUCCCUCAAACACAAGCGGCAGAAUUGUUGGGUGUGAGUUUAAACGAGAAUGUGAGUAUUUCACAUUCAAAAUCAUCAAAUUCUUUAUUUUUGAACCAACAGCGAAGAUUUUAUUCAUUUGGAAUUGGAAGAUGGCCAAGUUAUGAAAAUACGACUGCUAACAACAACAACAACAACAUUAGCAACCACCAUCACAACACGAGUAAUCAUCAUGCAACUAUAUCACCACCACCAUUACAAUCAUCUCCUCCUCAAUCCUCUCUGCCAACAUUUAAUGAAUUCAAUAAUGGAAUGUUGCACUCAAAUGUAGUAGUAUCAUCAUCACCAACAACAACAACAACCACUCAACAUGGUCCCAAUACGAAAGAGGAUUCAAGAGAUUAUUUUCAUAACAAUAAUAAUAAUAAUAAUUCAACAGCUUUGUUCCAUUCUUCCAAUGCAACAACAUCCUUACGAAAUACGUCAACAACAACAACAACAACUAUAUCCAAUCAAUUAUUUUCUUCACCGAUUGGAAAUAGUUCACAACACAUCCAUUCCAAUAACUUUUCUCGAAUUUCAAUUCAACAGCCACCACCAAAUCCAUCCUAUUUGUCAUCAUCUUCUUCUGCUGUUCACUCUCAUUUGAGAAAUACACUUCCACCCUUAACAACAACAAGUAUUCACCAUCAUGAUUCGACUCGAUUAUCUCCAUCCAUUCAAUUUGAUAAUUCUUCAAUCGAUUAUAGCAAUCCUAUCUUGAGUCAAAGGUUUUCACACUCCACUCCUAAUUAUUCAAACGAUUCAAAUAGAUCUUCCUAUUCAAAUUCCAUGAUUGGAAAUUACCACCACUCUUCACCAACAAGACCUAUUCCAACAAUGUCACAAUUUACUUCAAAUGAUGGGUCAAUGAGACUUCCAACAACAAGAGGAAUGGUCACAGAUCAUCAUUUGCAUGACUCAUUACCCAACUCAACGCACCCAUCGAGUUCCAAUCAUGGACAAUCACAAGGAAAUUCUCAAUCCUAUCGAUAUCAUCCCUAUCAACGAGUGCCAUCACCACAACACUCUUCCUCCCUUAUGAAUGAUCAGAAAUUCAUUCAAAGAACACAAAGUGAUAAGAGAAAUUUUAGUUCUUUUCAGAAUGAGCAAUAA
This is a messenger RNA of Naegleria fowleri, 1803 nucleotides long. RefSeq lists its product as uncharacterized. The record is from RefSeq and is a predicted model, not a curated record. Bases 1 to 1803 code for a protein of 600 amino acids. Gene Ontology annotation, molecular function: DNA-binding transcription factor activity. The transcript has 4 exons. NCBI's taxonomy places the organism in Eukaryota, Heterolobosea, Eutetramitea, Acrasida, Naegleriidae.